CCUUAACGACGUGUUUGUGUGCCCGGUGGACAGCUGUGUUUGUACCGCUUGGGGUUUAAGCGUUCGGAGUCAAUGUGAUUUAUUUGUAUUUUCUUCCUAUGGCGAUAUGUUUCAUUGAGUUAUGACCUCAAUGCUAGUGUUGGCCAGGUGACGCUAGCCGCCUUGUAGCUCAGGGUACCCGGUGUUUGUCGUUGCUAGGCCGGGCUUGUGUGCUCGGUGUGGGCUAGCGUUUCUUAGCUGAGCCGCUUCUCUGAAGACCCCUGAACGCUAACGCGGAUUGAGCAGCGGUGAGACCCCCGCGGGUCCUCAACAUGACACUGCUGGCAGAGCGCCCACAGCGGGUGUCACUUAACCUAAUCACCGGGGAUUCCAACGCUCACUGUCGGAAGUGAAGAUGGAAGUUUACGGUUGCACGUUCACGGGCUCCGCGCAGCUAACGUUAGUCGGUUAACGCUAGCUUAACGGGAAUAGGAACCUCAGCUAGAACGGCGUGUAACGUUCACGUCAUGUUCCGUUUUGAGGAAGUUAUUAAUUUGAACCAAAUUUGACUUUAUUAACUCUCAGGUUGGCUCUAUCAGUGAACACGUCUUCUCCCAACAGUCUGAUGUGGGCCUUUGUGUUGGUGAACCGCUCCUGAAGCUUCACUUGGGACCGUACGAAGAGUACGCACGUCGGCAGCCGCUCUGCAACAUGUCCAAGAGCAAGAGCGCCGAGACGGUCAAGGUGGUGGUCCGCUGUCGCCCCAUGAAUGAGAAAGAGCGGGUGGCCAAGUUCGAAAGGGUGGUCGCCGUCGAUGUCAAAUUGGGCCAGAUCCUGGUCAGGAACCCCAGGGAGGCCUCGUCCAGUGACCACCCCAAAGUCUUCACCUUUGAUUCGGUCUACGACUGGAACUCCAAGCAAAUAGAUUUGUACGAUGAAACCUUCAGACCCCUGGUGGAUUCAGUCCUACUUGGGUUCAACGGGACCAUUUUUGCCUACGGGCAGACCGGUACGGGGAAAACGUACACGAUGGAGGGGGUGAGAAAUGAUAUAGAGAGGAGAGGGGUGAUCCCCAACUCCUUUGAGCACAUCUUCACUCACAUUUCUCGCUCCCAGAAUCAGCAGUACCUGGUGAGAGCGUCGUAUCUAGAAAUUUAUCAAGAGGAGAUCAAAGACUUGCUCUCCAAAGACCAGACGCGUCGCCUGGAGCUCAGGGAGAGGCCCGACACCGGCGUGUACGUCAAGGACCUUUCAUCGUUUGUCACCAAGAGCGUGCGUGAGAUCGAACAUGUCAUGAACGUGGGCAACCAGAACCGCUCGGUGGGCGCCACGAACAUGAACGAACACAGCUCCCGUUCUCACGCCAUCUUCGUCAUCACUGUGGAGUGCAGCGAGCUGGAUGCUGACGGGGAGAACCACAUCCGAGUGGGCAAACUGAACCUGGUCGACUUAGCCGGUAGUGAACGACAGACCAAGACUGGUGCUCAGGGGGAGAGGCUCAAAGAAGCCACAAAGAUCAACCUGUCACUUUCGGCCCUGGGGAACGUCAUAUCGUCCCUGGUGGACGGCAGGAGCAGCCACAUCCCCUACCGAGAUUCAAAACUCACCCGCUUGCUGCAGGACUCUCUGGGGGGCAACGCCCGCACGGUCAUGGUCGCCAACAUCGGCCCGGCGUCCUACAACGUGGAGGAGACCUUGACGACACUGCGCUACUCCAACCGCGCAAAGAACAUCAAGAACAAGCCGCGCAUCAACGAGGACCCAAAGGACGCCCUGCUCCGGGAAUUUCAGGAGGAGAUCGCCCGGCUGAAGGAACAGCUGCAGAAGCGCUCGGGAAAGAAGAAAAAGAGGAGGCAGAGGAGGAGGGACGGGAGCGAUGGUGAGGACCUGGAGGACGGAGAGACGGAGGAUGACGGCGAAGACGGGGACGACAAAGGGGAUUACUGGCGGGAGCAGCAGGAGAAGCUGGAGAGGGAGAGGAAGGCCAUCAUGGAGGAUCACAGUCUGGUGGCGGAGGAGAAAGUUCUGCUGCUGAAAGAGAAAGAGAAGAAAAUGGAAGACUUAAAGAAGGAGAGGGAGGUCGGAGAGAUGCUUACAGCCAAAGUGAAGGCGAUGGAGAGUAAGCUCCUCGUCGGGGGGAAGAACAUUGUGGAUCACACCAACGAGCAACAGAAAAUGCUGGAGCUGAGGAGGCAGGAAAUUGCCGAACAGAAACGGCGCGAGCGAGAGAUGCAGCAGCAGAUGGACUGUCGUGACGAAGAGACUCUGGAGCUGAAGGAGACCUACAGCUCUCUGCAGCAGGAGGUCGACAUCAAAACCAAGAAGCUGAAAAAGCUGUUUGCCAAGCUGCAGGCCGUGAAGGCAGAGAUUCACGACAUCCAGGAGGCGCAUAUCAACGAGCGCCAGGAGCUGGAGCAGACCCAGAACGAGCUCACCAGGGACCUCAAACUGAAACAUUUGAUCAUCGAGAACUUCAUCCCAUCGGAGGAGAAGAACAAAAUAGUCAACAGAGCUUACUUUGAUGAGGAGGACGAGUACUGGAAAAUGAAGCCCAUCACACGUAUAGAGGAUGACCAUCAGAUGAUGACCAGGCCUUUGUCUGCGGUCGGCUACAGGAGGCCUCUCAGCCACCAUGCUCGCAUGGCCAUGAUGAUGAGGCCCGACAUGAGAUACAAAGCUGAAAACAUCAUGAUGCUGGACAUGGACCUGCCCGCUCGGACCACUAAAGAGUACCAGGAGCCGGUUAUCGCCCCUAAGGUGGCGGCGGCUCUGGAGAGCGCUCUUCGGGAUGAGGAUGAGAUCCAGGUGGACGCCUCUGGCUUUCACAGCAGCUUGGGAUCCACCUCGCCCGCAGGCGCUAGCCUCAAGAAACCAAAGUCCGGUCGACCAAGAACGGGCAAGAAGUCGAGCACCCCGACCUCUCCAUUCAGCCCCUCGAGUCCAGGAUCCCCCCUCUACCCACAAUCCCGCGGCCUGGUGCCCAAGUGACGACUUCUACAACUGCUCCCACCAACCCAACCUCUCUUUUGCACCUUUCCACUUUGGGACUCAACUUUGAGAGAAGGGGGUUCUCCUUUCAUUUUGUCUGAGUCGUCGUCGUGUUUUUGUUUAUUUUGUCACGAUGACAGAAUAUUGGAUUCUGCAAACUACAGGAAAAUACACGUUCAAGCU
Messenger RNA from Cyclopterus lumpus (lumpfish), 3150 nucleotides. It is a transcript of the gene kif3b, whose product is annotated as kinesin family member 3B. Gene Ontology annotation, molecular function: microtubule binding; ATP binding; microtubule motor activity. The transcript has 9 exons. NCBI's taxonomy places the organism in Eukaryota, Metazoa, Chordata, Actinopteri, Perciformes, Cyclopteridae. The record is from RefSeq and is a predicted model, not a curated record. Gene Ontology annotation, biological process: microtubule-based movement. Bases 691 to 2967 code for a protein of 758 amino acids.